Messenger RNA from Sycon ciliatum, 5708 nucleotides. RefSeq lists its product as uncharacterized. The transcript is spliced from 13 exons. Gene Ontology annotation, biological process: signal transduction. NCBI's taxonomy places the organism in Eukaryota, Metazoa, Porifera, Calcarea, Leucosolenida, Sycettidae. The coding region runs from base 278 to 4939 and encodes 1553 amino acids. The record is from RefSeq and is a predicted model, not a curated record.
GAUUGAAGUAAGUAAGUUUGACUACCAAAAGGUAGGGAGCCAGCAAGGAAAGGCGGUUCAGAGUAAAUCUGUGGCGUUGCCUUGUGUUUCUUUGCCCGGCAGUAGGCAGCUGUGGAGAAUCUAAGCACCAGAACGUGCCAGCUGCGAUCAGGAUCUUCUUAGACGGCCAGGUCAAUGUGGUGAUGGCUGUGACCUCAUGGAGGUGAAUCAGUUGAUCCCGAGUAGAGUGCCUGUGUCUUUUCAACAGUCAGUGAAGCCCUAUCGAUAGAACAGCAAAAUGGCUAGCAGAGGGCAUCUCCUUGGAGAUAAGACAACAAACACAGGCACUGGCAGCAACUCGUCCCUCACCCGUAAUGCUCCAGGCCGGCAAAGUCUUCGAAAGAGGAUUUGGAAAUCCAUCCGUCCACGCAGGACCUCUCCAUCGAGAGGUGAGGAUACGAACGGUGGAAUUCCUAAGAGUAAGAGUCCCAAAAGACAACAGUACAGUCCAGGCGGUACUGAUUCUGCAAGUGGCUCAUUUUUCCGAUCCAGGAGUGAGUCUACAUCGCCUCGAUCAGCAGCACCGUCUGAUUAUCGUCUCUUCACGAAUCAAAAAAGUAAAACUGCCAGUUUGGAUCGAGUCUCGGCCAGGACAUUACCCACUGACGAGAAGUAUCACCAACGAGACCCGUCAGUUGCCGACACAGAGCCCUUGCCUGCUAGGAAGCUGACCCGGAGCAGGAGCUUGCGAGAACGCACUGGCAGAAUGCUCAGCGCCGUCAGGCGAGGAGGUCGAGUGGAUCUUCACAGACGUGGUAAUGCAGAACAAGACUCUGUCAGUCCUAGCAAGAGACAAGGCAUUGAUGAUGCCGAUGUUCAUUGUGGCGGAGAUGUCGCGGAUGGCCAGCACGCGCAACUAAAUGGACUCCAAGCAUCGGGCGACCUAGCCAAAGUGAAUUCUUUGCCUGAGACAUGUCCAUCUAUAGUAGUAGUGCCUGGCCAGGCCAGCAGUAAGACGGAAAGGAAGUCACUCACAUUGGUUGAUACGCAGCCACCAGCUACGGCACUGUUGCAUCCUAUGGAUUUGGAGCGGAUAGCUGAUUCGGGCGAGGACAAGUUCAAUAGUUCCUUCUUUGUGGACGACCAAGGCAGCAGCGACAGUGCAAAGAUGAACAGCUCUGUGUCACUUGUGCCCUCGCGCUCAGCAUCUACGUCCGAAUCGCUUGUCCAUUCGCCAAGCACUGUGGCAAUGAGGCAAACGUCGAACGGCGCACAUGGUGUGACUGGAUUUAUUUCGAAGAAGUGGAGAAGCAAACUGAAGCUGUCAGGCAGCGGUGUGCCACCAUCUCUUGUUCUCUGGUCUCCGGCUAAGGGUGAAUGUGAAUGGCAGUCGCUUAGUGGCCGUUCCCUGACGAUGGUGGACACGGAGGUUUCAACACUGUCCGAACCCGAGCGCUACCUGCUGCAGAAAGUAGCCGUUGAAGAAGCAGAUCAUUACAAUCUGGGAAGCAUCGGCAUUCCCAGAGAAGAUGGGCGUCAACCAUUGAAGCGGGGCCUAUCCUUCCGAAACCGCCCCAAGACUAGUGCGGUCGAUUUAGUCGAAGGAAAAGGUGGGGCGUCAGCAACUGGAAGUGUAUUUGGUAUACCACUCUCCCAAGUCGUUCUGAACGACCUCACCAUGAAGAAGCCACUGAUGUCAGCAUCGACGCCGCUCUCUGACAAAGUAAAAGGGAGUACUAACAGCUCAGGGGAUGGAGAACAUAGUCAACAGCCGUCUUUAUCCAGCUCGUACGACUCUCUAUCAGACCUGACACAGCUGUCGGAAGCUUCGGCAGUGAAUAGUCCUGAUCAGGCACAGGUUCACAGGCGGUUCCCAACACCGCCGAAUCAUUCACCGGCAGAUCUCGGUAUCGCUCGUUCCGGUGCUCACCGUACAGUCUCACUGCCCAUCAAGGGUGCCGCCGACAGCAAGGAAAGCAUCUUCGCAAACCCGGGAGCAAGAGCGUCGUUCGUCACACACCCACAAAUCCUGGAGCAUGACAUGGAGCCCUGCUUGCCCACGCGCACGUUUUCUGUCGGUAUGGCCGCGGGCAAUAUUGGAAGCACUGCCAAUCGCCCGCCGUACUUUGGCAGGAGGCUGCGUAGUCACGGACAGGUCACACCGCCACCAGACGUCGAGGAGGGCAACCGCCUGCAGGAGACAAUGCACACGCCUCUGUCUGCCGUUGCCGACUCACAGGGCCGCUCGUACAGUGUAGACCGUCUUCUUGAAGCCUUGGUGCUGGACGCCACGCAAUCAGAAGCAAGAUCGCCACGCUUCACAAAGAAAGGAGAAGAGCAGCGACAUUCAGCGGAAAAGAUGACGCUAGAAGCGUUGCUGGCGCCAAGGCCUGCCCGAGUACCUGUUCUCGUGACUGCGGCAAUAGACUUUAUCACGAAAUAUGGUCUGAACAAGGUGGGACUAUUACGCAUGGAAGGUGCCAGGAAGCGGUGCCGACAGAUGCAAGAUGAAUUCGAUGCUGGCUUCGAAAUUCAGUUUUCCAAGGAUGAUCACCACGUGCAUGAUGUUGCAUUCCUGCUCAAGAACUUCUUCCGCGAUUUGCCAGAGCCCCUGCUGACGAGGACUCUGUACCCAGCGUUCCUUGCCAUCACUAAACUGGACAGCAAGGAGAGGCAGCUGCACGUAAUACGUCUUCUUUGCUUCCUACUGCCAGCUGCCAACCGGGACACGCUGAGCGUGUUGUUGCAAUUCCUCCACCUGGUGUCACAACACGCCGAGGACCGAGUGGGCGAAGAUGGAGAAGAGAUUACGGGCAACAAGAUGGACAUCUCCAAUUUAGCACUGCUCAUGGGUCCGAAUAUUCUCCGACCCAACAAGGCAAAGUCCGGAUAUAACGUAGCCAAGCAACGCCAUGAAAAGACAGACAGCAAGCGGCACUUCAUAAUGAUGUUGAUGAUAGAGCACUAUGAUGUCAUUUUCAAGGUAACAAAAGAACUACAUCAUCGUGUCAUGCUUCUGCUGCAAGUCAAGGAGCCCAGCUAUGUUGACUACCUGCUCAAGAAGAAAUGUGUGGAGUUGGGCUUGGACAUAUCAAAGGCAGAAUUCAUUGCCGAGGUCCGACUCGACAGGAAGAAGAGCAAGAGCAAGAGGGGGAGGACGGCAGCAGCAGCAGCAGCAGCAGCAGCAGCGGCGGCAGCAGCAGCAGCUGUUUCCAGUCUGGAUAGAAGUGAUGCCAGCGAAUCAACCAGUCAUGACGACUCUGCUGUUGGUGAAGAUUACCAGCGGCAUGUAAGCAGUGACAGAAGUAGUAGCACCGCCUACAAUGCACAUAAGCUACCUGUAGACACAGACGUGAAUCAGCAGACUAGCAGCAGUCUACCCUCCUGUGUGCCACCAUCACCUGACCUCAAGUACAUGCCAAGCAGUGAGCAUAGCAGUACUGAUGUUACAAUCAACUUAGAAGACGAGGAGUCUGAAACGCACAAGGACGUCGUCAACCACAACAAUCACCGCAACAGUGGUAGCAGCAACAACAACAGGCACUCUAGUACUAGAGGCGGCGAACCCAGCAUCCCGGCACCAUCGACGCAUUCAACAAUACCCGAUGAUGCAAUGCUGGGUUCCACUAAAGUACGUGCACCGUCCAGUGUGUCGCCACGCAGGGCGCCAUACAUCCGCCGGUCGGCCAGCGAGCGCUCUCGUAGUCACAUGAACAGUGACGGAGGGAAGCGUUCCCUCCUCUCCUCAAUCGGACGAAUUCGGCGAAAACUGAGCGUAAAUGAGAACGAUCUAUCCAAGCCCGGUGUGAAUCGCUACCCAUCAUCUGAUCUCAUUGUUUCACCAGCUGCGACAGUUACAACAUCAUCGCCUGCAAACAUGUCUCCCGCCUUAUCCUCUGGAGAAGUGACACCCACGGUGCAGGCAUCUCCUGGUGGUCACAGUAGUGGCUUUGGCCUCUCGAAUUCUUCCGGUGGUGGCCUUGCGGAGAUGGACAAAAUCAUAUCAGAUGAGAAGCCUGCUACUGCUGCCACCCCCUCAUCCAACACCACUACUGCAGAGCAUGAGGACGGUAUGGCUGAGAACAAGCUCGCAGACGAAGAAAGCCAGCUGUCGAGUAGCGAUAGCGAUUCAGGCAGUGAGAGUGAAAGUGACGACGAGGAGCCUUCAGACAGAGCAGCAGAGCCAUCGAGUCAAAAAUCCAAACCUGCACUACAUGUGAAAGAAAGUCACCCACUUUCAAGUCAAAACUUGAACAGAACGUCCUCCUCCCCCGAACUGCUCAUCAAGAGACGACUGAGCAACAACAGACACUUGCGCAAAAAGGACGGUGGAUCACAGUUUCUCACACUCCUGUGCUAUUUUGAGGCAUUGGCUGAGCAGAAGAGACAGCACGUUGAGAGAGAAACCGAGGCCAGGAGAGAGAAGACUCUGGCAUCCGGCCUGGCCUCGCGCCGCAGUAGCCAGGUGCGGACUUUGCCAUCUGGCAGGACAAGCACAGCAAGCAUGGCCGACUCAGUGCGCACCUCUAGCUCUGGAAUCGGCGGCAAUGGAGCCACCACGCCAUCUAGUGCGUCGUCCGGUCUGUGGCAGAGUCGCUCGGCCAGCUUCUCGGUGCGCACCAACAGCACCAGCAACACGGCACAGGUUUCACCAGUAGCCAGCAGUGGUUCUGUGCUGACCGCAGACAGUGGCUGCAGCGCAUGCACCAGUGGCACCAGUCUAGAUAGUAGUAACUUGGAUCUGCCCAGCAGUCCCACGGCUGAAUCACCGCACCUGGCCACCAAGUUUGCCAGCGCUGCGGAUGCUCUCUCAGGCUAUGUGCCGGGUCAUGCUCUUCGUCGAGGAUCUACACCAAUCGAGCAUGAUGGUAGCAGUAGUAGCAGAUUAACACCUGUCAUGCGUAUGCCAUCACCAGCAAUCGUUGGCAUUGAUGAUGAGCCAGACGAGACAGCACUUUGAAUAAAAUUAUUUGCGGGCAAACACACCUUACAAACUCGAAUGAUGGAUGAAGAACACAAAUUCUGACAGGUCUACUAUUACCGAUUCCAGGGAUAUCUCGCGUUUCGGGCUACGGUCACAAUUUACGACUGCACUGGUCCUUAUAACCAUAGAAAAUUAUGUGUGUGUGUGUGUGUGUGUGUGUGUGUGUGCGCACGCAUUACUUGAUUACUAUCAGUUUGAUUCAAUGUGAACUCUACUUUCUAUUCUGCAUCCUGAUUCAGCUGUUGCCAUUGUGUUCCUCUCUCUACUCGUCUCUUGAUGGUUAGAUCCCAAAACCUCCACAGGCAUAUCACAAACUAAGGUAGCAUGCACCCUCUCCUUUCCAGCUACAGGCAUAUCCUCCAAAUUACAUUUGCAGAUCAGCAAUGAGAUUAUCUGAUCACUAGUCAGAGGUUAUGAGACACCCGCCCCGAUGACUGUGCUAAUGUGACAACAAUAUUUCCUGUCCGCCUUGAUCAGCAGUCGAUCUGAAGAAGACCUGCGUCCUCUUAUAAUUCUUGACUCUUUUCUCAUGAAAAUUUCUUAUGAAACACAAGGCGGACUUGGAUGGAUUGUGUGUGUGUGUGUGUGUGUGUGUGUGUGUGUGUGUGUGUGUGUGUGUGUGUGUUUGCAUGCAUGUGGAGGGGGAGGUGCACAGUGGUGUAAUAUUGACAUUUUGUACAAGUACCUUUUUCUAAACAAAAUUAUUUUCAUGUACAGUAAAACCUGUAACUAAAGACCACCGUGA